Lucilia cuprina (Australian sheep blowfly) is the source of this 1163-nucleotide messenger RNA. RefSeq names its product protein KTI12 homolog. NCBI's taxonomy places the organism in Eukaryota, Metazoa, Arthropoda, Insecta, Diptera, Calliphoridae. The record is from RefSeq and is a predicted model, not a curated record. Bases 94 to 993 code for a protein of 299 amino acids. The transcript is spliced from 3 exons.
AUUCCCCUUUUUCUAUAAACAAAAACACAUUUUAGUUUACUAGACGAGGACGAGGAAUUUUAUAAUUUUGUGAAUAUUUUUUUUUAAAUAAAAAUGCCUCUAAUAGUUAUUUCGGGUUAUCCAGCGAGCGGUAAAACAAGGAGAGCUUUAGAAUUACAGAAAUUUUUUGAAGAAAAGGGAAAACGUGUGCAUCACAUUUCAGAGAAUAAAGCCAUACCCAAGGCAGGUUUUCAUAAAAAUGUUUAUUUUGCCGAUUCCCAAAAGGAAAAGGUGGUCAGAAGUGAUUUGAAGUCGGAAGCUUUAAGGUUGUUGGACAAAGAAAGUGUAGUAAUACUAGAUGCGGGCAAUUAUAUUAAAGGUUAUCGUUAUGAAUUGUUUUGUGCCACUAAAGCGGCCAGAAGUACUCAGUGCACAUUGUUUUGUGGCAUACAAAAGCAGCGAGCUUGGGAAUUUAAUCAACAGAGAAAUGGUGUGGAAGUGUUGGAUCUAGCCAAAGUGGAGGAUGUUUCUAAACUGGACAACUCAAAUAUUCCUUACAGUCAAGAGAUAUUUGAAGGCUUAUGUAUGCGUUUUGAAGAGCCUCACGGUAAUUGUAGAUGGGAUAGUCCAUUAUUUGUCUCCUUUCCAGAUGAUACUUUAGAAUUUGAGGCCAUAUUUAGUGCUUUAUUUGAAUCUAAACCUUUGCCUCCUAAUCAGUCAACACAAAAUCCACCUCUAAGUUCUACUAAUUACUUGUUCGAAUUGGAUCGCUUAACCCAGGAAAUUGUUGGAAAUGUAUUGGCAGCCCGUAAAAUUGGCAUUAUGGGUCCAGUACCUGUUAAAAAUAGUGAAAUCAAGGUACAAGUACCGGCCAAUAUGAAUGCCAUACAACUAAAUAGACUGCGCAGACAGUUUCUCAAUUAUAGUAAACUCCACCAUGCUACCUCUAGUUCUUUGGAUAAAGUGCCUCAAUUAUUUGUGCAAUUUCUAAACUCCAACUGCGGCGAAAAUUAAAAAAUCAAGUGAAUAUUUUUACAUGUGCUCUUUUUUAAUAUAAAGUCUUUAUUUAUAUAAAUUUUUUAUUACUUAUUCUAGUUGCAUCUAAAAUUAAAAAUUCAUUUGUCUUAUUAACAACAUGAUUUCCAAUACAUUUCUUUGGAAGUCGUUAAAAAUCAAGUUAACAU